AACUAUAUAUCAGUACUUAACCUUAGAAUUUUUAAUUUAAGUACUGUUUUUUUCCAAAUAUUUCCGAUUCAUCAAUAAGUUUUAAGUGCAUAAUUUUGUAGCACUGUUACGUAGAAUUUUUUAUUUUUAAUCAUAAAAUGUUACUCUAAUAAUUACAACAGUACACUCAGCAUACUAUUUGCGAAACUUCUGAUGCAAAAUAGCACAAUAUGGAUCCAGAAAUACUUUCAAGACUCAUUCCUCAAAAUAAAGAUGUACGACCAGCCUGCAGGAAAUGUGGCUAUGCUGGACACUUGACUUACCAGUGCAGGAAUUUCAUUAAAGUUGACCCUAACAAGGAAAUUGUUCUUGAUGUGAGUAGCACAAGUUCAGAUAGUGAUGAAAAUUACAUAACCCCACUGACUGAAUUGAGGGAAAAAGAGCUGAAAAAAAAACUAAAAGAACUUAAAAAAAAGAAGAUGAAAAAGAAAAAAAAGCGUAAGAAAAAACAUCACAAGAAAAAAGAAUCUAGUGACAGUAGUAGUGAUGAUGACAGUGACAGUUCAUCCUCAUCAGACUCUUCAUCUUCAGACUCUGAUUCUGAAGACGACCACAAAAAGAGACACAAGAAAAAAAGUAAAAAGACAAAGAGUAAGAAACGCAAAAAACAUAGUAAGCACUCGUCAUCUGAUAGUGACAGUGAAAGCAAUGAAGAAAGACACCGCCGUAAACGCAAAAAAAAAUAAACAUAU
Copidosoma floridanum is the source of this 731-nucleotide messenger RNA. RefSeq lists its product as uncharacterized. Gene Ontology annotation, molecular function: zinc ion binding; nucleic acid binding. The record is from RefSeq and is a predicted model, not a curated record. NCBI's taxonomy places the organism in Eukaryota, Metazoa, Arthropoda, Insecta, Hymenoptera, Encyrtidae.